Molecule: messenger RNA, 2329 nt
Organism: Sycon ciliatum
Lineage: Eukaryota; Metazoa; Porifera; Calcarea; Leucosolenida; Sycettidae
Product: cilia- and flagella-associated protein 45-like
Exons: 19
Coding region: 321-2123 (600 amino acids)
Source: RefSeq, a predicted model, not a curated record
UUUUUGUCUUGCUUCAGAAGUUUAGCCACUACAAUGUCCGCCUUCUCUUGCAGAGAGCAGCACGGUUUGCUGAGCUCUGAUCAGUGUGCUCGGGGCCUACUCGACAACCACGGAAUGUUUGGCAUGGUCGUAAAUGUGCUCAGGCAGGACUCAAUGAGUUACCAGAGCUCCUGUUCUGUAUAGCUUUGGCCAACCACCUACUCCGGUGCAAACGGCUCACCAAAAAGGUUCCUUUGAAGGUAUCGGCGGCGGCGGAGCAAAACGAAUUGCUACUCGUCUACCGUCAUUACACAGCGGUCAGUACACAGCGUCGUUACAGAAUGCCUUCAUUUAUAGCGCUCGCCAAUAAGUACUUCCAGCCAGACAUACAGACGCUCGACCAGCAUGCGCUGGGGUUGGGUUCGCAGAAAGCCGCGCGGUUCAACGAAGUACACUCGGUGGCGGAGCUGGCUCGUAGUGUGUCGACAUCAACCCGUGGCUCUGGAGCCAGCGGUGCUGCUGCCAACCCCAAGAAGACCAAUACCAGUAGAUACCGGCGCUUGGCUGGCAAGUCAUCUGUGGACGAGUCCUUAUUUACUGGUGGCCAGGCCAGCAAGAAGAAGACGACAAUGCGGAGUCGGAACAUUGAGGCGGAGAAGCGCGAGCUACAAGGCCUGGCCACACUGCCUGCUAAGCCCAAGCAGGAGACAAUUAACUUGGUGACGAAGGAUCUAAUUCGCACACUGCGUGUUCCUCAAAAGGACCCGUCGGGACAGUCCGUCAUCCUGCCAAUGUCGGAAUUUGACCGCAUCAAGCAACGUGCCACGGCUCCAAGCAUAGCGCAGCGCAAAACCCUUGUGGCCGAGCAAAAGGAACUAGAAGCCGGUUUACAGGAGGCGAGUUCCAUGCGACGCCAGGAGAUGCGAGCCUACGAGGAGACCAGGAAGCGGAAUGCCAAGCCAUCGGACUUGGAAGAGGAAGCGUACGCGAGAGCACAGCAUCUACAGGAGAAGGCCGAGGCAUCUACCAUUGAACAAGAGGAUGAGAUAAAGAACUUGAAUGAGAUCCUCCUGGAAGCCAAGUGCAAUGCGAUACGCGACCUUCAGCUGGAGGAGAAGAAAGAACUUGCUGCAUGUUUUGAAGAUGAAGAUAAACGCUUGGACACCAUGAUGGAGGCGGAGAGGAAGCAACGCAUCGAGGAACAUGAAAUGAAAGAAAACAAGCAACGACUGCAGAGACUAGAAGGUGCCACAGUUCUGCGCACUCAGAUAGAGAAACAGGAACAGCACCGACUACUCAACGAGGAGAAGAAAGAUCAGGAGACCCAGCAAAUGAUCAAGUACCUGCAGCAUCUACAGGAAGAGGACAUGGACGCGAUGCGGGUGAAGAAAGAAAAGCAAGCGGCGCUCAUGGUCGAGGUGGGAAAGGCAAAUGAGGAGAUAAAGCGACAGAAGCUAGUAAAGAGAGAGCAAGAAAAGCAGGAGGAGCUGCAAGUGGCAAAGUAUUUGCGUGAGAAGGCGGAAAGAGAGGAAGCACUUGCUAAGGAAGCGGAACGCCAGCGCAUCGCAAAGGAGAAAGAGAUUGCCCGCCUCCGUUCGCUCCAGGAAAGGGCCAAGGAUGAGCAGGCAGAGAAGGAUGCACUGAGAGCCAAGAGAGAUCAAGAAAAUGCUGAGCGGGAGUGGAGACGCAAGGAACGGGAGCGCGUGGCAAAAGAGACUUCAAUGCACGAGCAUCUAAGGCAGGCACGUGUUGAUCAAGUGCAUCAUAAGGAACACUACAUGGCAGUGCAGGCGGCACGAGAUCGACAAGUCUUCGACACAAUGGUCCAUGAGCAGCGCAAAGCGCUGGAAGAGGAAAAGCAAACAGAGCAGCGGCAAGCUGCAGCGCGCUACAAGAACGCAUCUGUUGUCAGGAAACAGAUCACUGACAAGGAAGCUCAGCAAGUGGAACAGCGGCAGGACUUCUUCCAGGAAGGCAGGCGCCUUGACAAAGAAGCUCAGGAAAGACGAGAGCGCCUACAUGCAAUCAAGAUGAAGAAACUAGAGGCGUUGAAGGACAUCGGCAUCCCUGACAAGUACUGCGCACAAGUUAGCCGCCACAUUCAUGCGCCACCGCCAAGUUUCACGAUGAGCAAGAAAGUCUAAAACGGAGAGAGCUCUUUAAAAACUUUUUUUGGCCUGCAGCCAAUUCACAAAAAUACCAAAACUAUGAUGAUGCAACAAACAUGAUGGUUAAGUUAAAGUAAGCAGUCAAAGAAAAGUUGAAUUGAAGUAUGAAACAUGAACAUGAAAGUUUAUUGUUGUGAUUUGCAAAAUAUUCUUGUGAGUUUUUGUACAUAAGCUGGUUUUGA